AUGGACAAAAUUGCGAAAUCUGAAGAAAGAUCACUUAGUGAUGAACAAAAUCAGUUAAUUUCUAUUGUUGGGGAAAAUGAAAGGCUAAGAAUUCAACUAUCAAAAGUUCAAGAUGAGUCAUAUGGAAAAACUUUACAAAUAAAUGGGCUAAAAUCUCAAAUAGAAACUCUCCAAUCGAAACUUACAAAAUCCAGUGUCGCUGAUGUUAAUUCAAGCCUUAUCGAUCCAGAAAUGAACACUAUAAAAGAACAAUAUAGAGAAAUUCAGCUCCAGAUUUCACAAAAAGAAAAAGAAUUAGAAGAAUUGAAAUCAGAACACCAUCAAGCAUUAAAUAAUAAAGAAAAAAGGAUAUACUAUUUUAGAGAAAUUAGAUUUAUAAUAAAAAUUUUAUAGUAAAAAUGGUAUUUAUUAGAAAAGAAAUAAUAUAUUUAGAAGGGAAAUUAAUAGGCUUGGCAAGGAUAGAAAAAGAAAAAGUUGAGCUUGAGAAAAAAAUUAAAGCUUUAAUUGAAGAAAAUAGUGCGAUUCAAAGAGAGCUGGAAAAGGUAAAUAAAGUUUCGAAAGAAUUGGAAGAUGAGAUUAGCAAAAUCUUAAACCUAAAUUACUUAUAGAAAGUCCUAGGCAGACACAAAGGGGCACUCCUCGCCCCACAUAGUGCUCCACCACUUCCUCCUAGUCCGGUGUACCUUACACUGUGUUUCUCCUCAUGGAAGAGGGCUUGCAAUCGCUAGCUGAGAAAUAGAGACGCUGGUUUACAAUGUGUUAUGUCAACGGAGUUGAUCUUUCCUAAAGAAAAAUCGAAUUCUCUAGUAGAGCUGUCGACCAAAAUGAAAUCUUUAGCCCAGGAUGAAACUCCUGGUUCGUGCAAGGGAUUUGCCCAAUUGGCAAAGCGACGGCCUCUGGCCUUGCUGGGCCUCCCCUUUCUAUCUCCUGAGCCAUCUUCCACAAGGUAAAACCUUGACCUGAAUGUAAGCAUUUGGUCAGCUAAACCCGACAUUGCGCUCUACCAAAACAAAUAAAACCUGGCCAGAUGCAUAUUUCCGAACGCUUUCCUCCUUCCACAAGGUCCCCGGCUUUUUCAAUGAACUUCCCUGCUACAAAUGUUAAAAGCACUGGUUCACCACGCUAUUUUAAUGCAUAUGAUUAGCGAACAUCAAAACAAAAAUGAAGAAAUUGAAUCAGAAACAGAGAAGCCAAAAAUUGAAGAGGUCACAGAAAUAGAAAAUAGGCCAAAUCUCGAAGAAAUUUUAAAUGAAAUUGCGAAGCAAAAAGAAAUAAUAAAAGAGCUUAAAGAAAAAAUUUUAGAGGCCGAAAAAGAACUGAAUCAAAAAAAUACUCUUUUGGAGCAGCAAAGUUCUAAAAUAAAUGAGCUUACCUUAUCCCUAAAUUCUUAUAAAGAAUUAUGCACAAACUAUCAAAAGCAAAUCCUUGAGAUCACCCAUUCAGAGGAAGAAAAAAAUUCAAUUUUACAUAGAAAUUCCACCCUCUCAGCUGAUAAUGAUAAGCUCUUAUUAGAACUUUCUACGAAAUCUCAGACUAUUGACGAAUUAAAACAAAUAAACUCAAAGCUGACUGAAGAUAUGGAAAGAUCAUCGAAAACCCAAAACUCAGACGAAAUUUAUCAACUAAAAAUGAAAAUUAUGCUUCUACAAGCAGAAAUUGAAAAUAAAGAAUCCCAGCUUGAAAAAUCCUGAAAAGAAAGAAUAAUUCAUAAAGAAAGAGCAGACAGCUUAGAAAAAUAUUUUCAAGAUGAAAAAUCAGACCAUAAAAAAGAAAUGCUAUUUCUCCAAACAAAAAUCGCGAAAUUAGAUGAAGAUUAUAAAGCAAAUCAGCUGCAGACAUUAAGCUUAACAGAAUAUAUCAAUAAAAUAGAAUUUUCCCUUGAAAAUAAUAAGAAAAAAUUAGAAAAAAAUAAAGAAAAAUUAAAACAAAUGAAAAGGAAAAAUAAAACAAAUGAAGAAGAUUGCAGAAAUAUGAAUGAAAUAAUUUCGCAAUUAAGUGAAGAAAAAGCAAAGCUGGAAACAAUAAAUAAAAAAAAUGAAAAUAAAUAUAGAGAAGAUUUCAAAAAAAAUGAAGCUGUUAUUAAACAGCUUUCAACAAAAAUAAAUAGCUUAGAAGCAAAAAUUUCAGAACAAAGCACAAUUUUAGCUUCAAAAGACCAAUUAAUUUCAGCUGCAAAUAAGCAAAUUAAUAUUUUUAAAAAAAGGACAAGCAUUCAGCAUGGAAAUUCAAAUAAAAAUUUUGAAGAGAAAAUUGGUGCGCAGAAUAGGAGGAUUGAGGCUUAUGAAUCGCAAAUAAAAAUGCUUAAAGAGAUGGUUAAAGGUCUGCAAAAUGAUGUAAAAACGAAAACACAAGAAAUUAUGAGAUUUAAAAAAUCGAGAUCAGAGCAUGUUUCUCCACAAAUGCUUGUGACUAAAAAUAGAAUCCCAGAAUUCUCACCGUAUAGAUUUAUGGAUAAAAACCCAUACUUACUUAGUUACUUAGUUACAUAGUUUUUAAGGUGUCUAGUGCCCACACCCCUUAAUUAAAAAGGGUCAAAGCGACAACUAGUGACGUCACCAAGCCAUCUUGGAAUAUGUGGUCAGCCCACACCCAAGCCUUCUAUGAGGCUAGUCGCCAGAUAAAUCGCCGCACAUCUCACCGGCGCGUUGCCGUCGCUCGUCCAGACUCAGCUCCUGCGCGUGUUCCGCCUAAGGGUCAUCCUCCCGUGGGGACGUGCUGAGAGGUAAAACUCCGAAAUCUUGAGUGCACUGAGGAGUCGUGCCUUUGGUUAUCCCCAAAGUUAAACGACUAUUGCUGUGCAGAAGUUCUCGAGAGAAAACCCAACCCCAUAAAUAAAAUUCCAUGAGGGAGAGAAAAUUGGCAGAGCCAAUUUCUCUCGAACCGAAUGCCAUUUUAUUUAUGAUAAAAACCCAUACGGCCAAGAUACUUUUAAGCUUAUAAUACCUGAUCUUGAGGAGUUGAACAGAGAAUCACCGUUUGUGAGAAGGAAAAAUGCAGUGAAUAUUUUUAAAAUAACGUCUCCAAUAAAACAAAAGUCAAAAAUUGAUCUUAGAGCAAGUAAUGAUUUUGCUAUGAGCAAAGGAGAAUUAAUGUAA
Molecule: messenger RNA, 3095 nt
Organism: Blepharisma stoltei
Lineage: Eukaryota; Ciliophora; Heterotrichea; Heterotrichida; Blepharismidae
Source: the annotation of a GenBank genome assembly